Molecule: messenger RNA, 609 nt
Organism: Protopolystoma xenopodis
Lineage: Eukaryota; Metazoa; Platyhelminthes; Monogenea; Polystomatidea; Polystomatidae
Source: the annotation of a GenBank genome assembly
AUCAAUUGUGAUACUCAUGCUUCCUCUAAUUUGCUUCCUCACAAUGCUGCCUCUGCUCAAGCGCAUACCUUCGUCCAUCAUUGUUUCAUUGGCUUGGCUUGGUCGCAUGCUAUUCUCGCUGCCUGGACGCGCUUCUGGCCAAUCCAGCUGGCUUGUCUGAUGCUAGCUUUUGCUGGGCUCUCUCGUGCAUCUCGAUGCCUUGGUCUGCCUUCUGCGUUUGCCUGGCUAUUCAGACGAACGCUUGCAUGGGCUUCCUCUCUUCCAUCUUCAUCCGGUUUCAGCUUAACUCAUUUAUCCUCGAAGUCAGCUUUAACGAGCGUAAUCAGCUCUUCCGUUUCUAAUACCACAACCAUGGGCGUUAGUAGCGACAUGAGCUGCAGGUCGUAUCAUCCUCCAUCAUUCAUCGAAGAGACCACUUCUGGCAAUUCUUCUAGCUUUGGUAUCUUGCCUGUUGUUGGAGGUGAGGACGCUGAGGAUGGGAACAACGAUGAGGGUGCCGAAACGAAUGUCUCUCCUAGAUCAACUGAUCUCCCUUCUGCUGUUCCUUUACUAUGUAUCCUCAUACCAACUCCAUCUACUGAGUUAGUUGCUACACCAAUCAAUUUUUAA